Mya arenaria is the source of this 634-nucleotide messenger RNA. RefSeq names its product caveolin-3-like. Gene Ontology annotation, biological process: caveola assembly. The record is from RefSeq and is a predicted model, not a curated record. NCBI's taxonomy places the organism in Eukaryota, Metazoa, Mollusca, Bivalvia, Myida, Myidae. The coding region runs from base 63 to 446 and encodes 127 amino acids. Gene Ontology annotation, molecular function: molecular adaptor activity. The transcript has 2 exons. Gene Ontology annotation, cellular component: caveola.
UUGUGGCUGAAUGAGUGAGGAAUAUCUUUGAUUUCUUCUGAAGAGAACGUUCACUGUCCAAUAUGUCUGACGUAGAUCUCAUUAACAGAGACCCCAACCAGAUCAACGAUCAUCUUCAGUGCCGAUUCGAGGAUGUUAUAGCCGAGCCCGAGGGUACCCACUCUAUCGACUGUGUGUGGAAGCUUUCUUACACUUGUUUCAGCUGCUGGAAAGGUUUAUGUUACAAGAUUUCCACGCUCCUCUGUGGAAUAUGCCUUGCCGCUCAAUGGGCUUGUAGCUUCGCCCAGAUUUCGUUCUGCCACAUCUGGUGCUUCACACCCUACUUCAAAUACCUUGAUAUCUGCUGCGGCUGUUAUAAGAAGCUCUGGACCCUGUGUGUAUCCUGUUGUCUUGACCCGCUAUGCGAAUCCUGCGGGGGUCUGUUCCACGCCUUCAAGAAAAACUGAUCGGUUAGACAAUUAGCGAAGUUGGAAGAACAUUCAUAUAACAGAAAAUGAGAGGACAUUUCAUGUUCAUGUUUUAUAUACACAUAUUUCCAAUAUAAAAUCGACAAAAUGGAUGUUAAGUUAUUGUGUUUCAUCUGAUAAGAUUGCAUUUUAUUGGAAAGUACAAUACAAGUGUCGGUAUAUAUUUA